Molecule: messenger RNA, 1531 nt
Organism: Rhizophagus irregularis DAOM 181602=DAOM 197198
Lineage: Eukaryota; Fungi; Glomeromycota; Glomeromycetes; Glomerales; Glomeraceae
Biological process (GO): transmembrane transport
Cellular component (GO): membrane
Molecular function (GO): transmembrane transporter activity
Source: RefSeq, a predicted model, not a curated record
GGCACUAUCAACCCCACACUUUAUCAACAAAAAUGGAAACUGAUAAUGAAAAAUAUCAAAAAGAUGAAGAACAUAAUAAUAAAGAAGAGACAUUCGUUGAAAAUAAAGAAUUUGAAAAGAAAUUAUUACGAAAAAUAGAUCUCAGAGUUAUGCCUUUAUUAACUUUGUUAUAUCUCUUAAGUUUCUUGGACAGAGUAAAUAUUGGAAACGCGAAAUUGGCACAUAUUGAAGAAGAUUUAGGAUUAGUUGGAACUCAAUUUAAUUGGAGUCUAAGUAUUUUCUUCAUUGGAUAUAUUUUAUUUGAAAUUCCUUCGAAUUUCAUGCUCAUUAAGACAAAUCCAACUUUGUGGAUUCCUUUUAUAAUGGUAUCAUGGGGACUUGUAAUGACGCUUAUGGCAUUUGUAAAGGAUUUUGCAGGGUUAAUGACGGCAAGAUUUUUUUUAGGUGCCUUUGAGUCAGGAUUAUUUCCGGGAGCAAUAUAUUAUAUAACCACAUGGUAUAAGCGAUCAGAAACAAAUUAUCGUAUAGCCAUAUUUGCUAUUGGAACUGCUAUUGCUGGUUCGUUUAGCGGGUUAUUAGCAUAUGGUAUUGUAAGAUUAGAUGGAUGGUUACAUCUAAAAGGGUGGCAGUGGUUAUUUUUAAUUGAAGGAUUAAUAACAGUUCUAAUUUCUGCACUUGCUUAUUUCUUACUCUCUGACUAUCCUGAAAAAACCAAAUGGCUUAGUGAUGAAGAACGUAAAUAUGCUGUUGGUCGAUUAAAAAAUGAUGCAGGAAAAGCUCAUACAACACACUUCGAUAAAAAACACAUUUACGCCGCAUUAACAGAUUGGAAAGUUUAUUUAGCUAUGUUACAUCUUGCCGUAAGUUCAAUAACAUUUUAUUCUUUCGCAUUAUUUAUGCCAACAAUAAUAAAUGGAAUGGGAUUUGAUUUUGUUAAAUCACAAUUAUUAUCAGUACCGCCGUAUCUUUGUGCUGGUGUAACAACAUUGGUUCUAGCAACAAUUUCGGACCGCAAAGAUAUUCGUAGUCCAUUUAUCAUCUCAUGUUCAAUCGUUGCAAUUAUUGGGUAUAUCUUAUUAGUUGUACCUUCAGUAGGCAUCCCUGGAAAAUACGCUGGAGCCUGUAUUGUUGGAUCUGGCUUAUUUCCAACAAUUGUAACUUCAAUCACUUGGUUAACGAAUAACAUAGCAGGUCAUGCGAAAAGAGCUAUAGCGACAGCAAUGGUAAUGAUGUAUGCAAAUUUAGGAGGCGCAUUAGCAUCACAAGUUUAUCGGCAAAAAGAUUAUCCACACUACACAUAUGGGCAUUCUAUAUCUUUGGGAUUUUUGAUUACUGCAACAUUUAUUUCAAUUGCUCAAUUGCUUAUUUUCAAAACUUUAAAUAAGAAAAAGAAAGAAAAUCCACAAUCAUUUUUAGAAGGAAAAACUGAAGAAGAAAUUAAGAAUCUGGGUGACCUUCAUCCUGAUUUUAUCUAUAAAUUGUAAUUAUUGAAAUAUUUUUAUCAAACUUAUAUUUAACUUCUCUUUUUAAU